Trichobilharzia szidati is the source of this 1480-nucleotide messenger RNA. The record is from the annotation of a GenBank genome assembly. NCBI's taxonomy places the organism in Eukaryota, Metazoa, Platyhelminthes, Trematoda, Strigeidida, Schistosomatidae.
CUGAUAUUUACCACAUGAAUUUCGUCACAAGUCAUGCAUCAACCAACCUACAGUUUAAAACAUUGACUGACAUGCUGAUUAUUCGGCGUAAAAAACACAGAUUAACUAUACUACUAAAAAAUUUGUUCAUAAUGAAUUAUGAAAAAGACUAUAAGAUAUACUGUCAAAGAAGAUAAAAUUAUGCAUCUUCAAUAUGAUGAGAACAAUUGAAAGAAAAUCGGUAACAGAUUACAAGGAAUUGCGAAGGUGUUGAUCAAGCAAGAUAUUUACUUAUUUAUUUAUUGCAAUUCAAUUACCAAACGGAUAAUAACUCGCAUUAAUGUUUGCUUUCAACUGUAACACUGCAAUAUUCAUUUUACAAAUAUGUAUAUAUUAUCUGCGUCAGAUUUAUUGCAAUGACUGUGUACUACACAUUGAUGAUUUAAAUAAUUGCGCAAAAUUAGUUGGAAUUAAAAGAAUUCCCGAGAAGUAUGAAGGAUUUGGUUUCGGUUUCGGUUCAGUCAGUGAUGUGGAACACAUGUGUAGAACAAGAUGGCACAUAAAAGUGUACUCAUGUGCUCAAUUAACAAUUCUUGGUCGUUGUUCAAGCGAAUCGAAAUCACAUUUUCGCGAUGUAAUGUGGCGUUUUAUUUUUGAUACAACGCCAUAUGAGAAAGCAGCAAAUUAUUUAUGCCAACCGUAUAAUCUACGUAUUUUCAGGCAUCAUCGUGAUAAUUGUUUAUUCCUAUAUGAAUCACAAGUAGAGAAAUGUUCUAAGGACUAUUCAAAUCUUUUGUCGAAAACGCAUUUACAACUGGCUAACAGUAAUCCGGUGAAUUCACGCAAUGCUGAUGAAUAUGCAAAUUAUAUGAAAUCAGUACUCAGUGCAACGUAUUGCAGUGGAACAUUGGCAAAAGUCGAUUGUAUCAAAAGCAUUCUCAGCGGUCAUUGUGCCAAUGAUAUCAUUGAAUUAAUUCAGAAUUAUUUUCGUGAAACCUUACCAAGUGGAUGUGAAAAGACAGUUAGAUCUGUUGGUUAUUUAAAAAAACAGAAUGUUACAAAUGAAACCGAUAGCAGUGCUGAUAUGAUUAUGAAUGAUUUUCAAAUAGCCUAUAUUAAAUCUUAUACAGGUGAAGAUUUCGAUAGAACUAAUCAGCACUUCAACAGAGCAGAUGUUAUUCCUAGUGAAAUUCAAAAAACUACAGAAACGCAUACGAAUGAAAGUGUCAAAAAUUCGAGUAUUCUUGCUGUACAGAAAGUGUCAUCACAUGAGAAAAAUGAUUGCGUAAAACUAUCCUUCCAUGGAACACUAUUUGUUUCAAUACUGACGACAAAGCUGGUAGCCUACACUCUCAGUGUUCUACAAUCAUUUUGAUGCAUACUUGUGAUCCAACAGUUAUCUGAAAUAACAAGGAAACUGCUGCAUUUGUAACUAACUUUGCAAAGUUUUAUUAUACGGAAGUGAGAAUGUAUAUGGACGUUUCUUGAAAAUGCUCUGUAC